UCGUCAGGUCGACGGACGCUGCCUUGGAAACGACAUAAAUCCAGUCCACGCAGCUGGGUCGCGAGCAAGGGACCCAGAUUUUCCUCACUUCAAAGGCUUCCUCUUCCUCCUCUUCCUCCACCUCCUCUUCCUCCACCUCUCUCUCCAUCCAUCCAUCGAGCUGCGAAGAUGUGCGACCUGAAAUGAAAUGCAGAUCAACGGAGAGAACCAUUUAAAUAAGCGAGAGAAGAAGAAGAAGAAGAAGAAGAAGACCGCAGCCAGGCGUAGACCAGCAUGCCGUUGGUGAAGAGGAACAUUGAGCCCCGGCACCUGUGCCGCAUGGCAUUGCCGGACGGGGUGACCAGUGAGCUGGAGUGCGUCACCAACAGCACCCUGGCAGCCAUCAUCAAACAGCUGGGCAGUCUGAGUCGCCAUGCGGAGGACAUUUUCGGGGAACUGUUCAUCGAAGCCAACAGCUUCUACCUGAGGAUGAGCAGCCUACAGGAGAGAGUGGACCAGCUGGCCGUGAAAGUCACCCAGCUCGACUCCACCGUGGAGGAAGUCUCCCUGCAGGACAUCAACAUGAGGAAGGCCUUCAAGAGCAGCACCAUCCAGGACCAGCAGGUGGUGUCGAGGACCUCCAUCCCCAACCCCGUGGUGGAGAUGUACCGCCGCUGUGACAAACCUCCCCCGCUCAACAUCCUCAGCCCCUACAGAGACGACAAGAAGGACGCGCUGAAGUUCUACACCGACCCGUCCUACUUCUUCAAUCUGUGGAAGGAGAAGAUGCUGCAGGCCACCGAGGACAAGCGCAAGGAGAAGCGACGGCAGAAGGGCUGUCCGGCCCACCCCGACAGGCCCCACUCCAGACAGGCCCCACCCAGGAGCCCCCUGUCCAUCUCCGAGCAGCAGAAGCAGGUUGAGGACCCGGGCAGAGAGGUGAAGAAGGUGCGUAAGGCUCGUAAUCGGCGUCAGGAGUGGAACGUCCUGGCCUACGACAAAGAGUUCAGACCAGACGCCAGGCUCACGCCCUCACCUUACCAUGGCAUGUCCUCAGAAGGCUCACUGUCCCCUGAUAGCAGGUCAAUGGCGUCCGACUCUUACCCCGCCAGCCCCAACCACCCCUCCACCCAGGCCCCCAGCGCCGUCCACCCCGCCGACCACUCCAGGGACCACCUCACCGCUGCGCCCCAGACUCAGUCCCUGGAUCGGGUCCUCAGGCCGCCCAACCAGCCCCCGGGACCCGGAGGGCCGGCGCCGGCAGGGCGACACGCGGCCUCCCUGGGCCGGACCCCGUCGGGACACGGGGUCCAGGCUGGUGGAGAUCCCACGGUCAACGGGCCGAGGCAACAGUCGGUUAAGGAAUACCGGGCCGGGCACGGCGGCCAGCCCUCCACCAUCCCAGAGUACUACAUCCCACCCGCCCCUCCUCCUCCCCCUCCCCCGACCAUCCCCUCGGCGCAGACCGCCUUCGACUCUACUACCGCCCCGCCCUCUGCCGCCGCCGCCUCUGCCGUCCCCCCCACCUCCUCCACCCUCUCCCGUCCCUACUCCCCCUCCCCUCCUCCUCCCCCGGCCAACUACGUGCCCUCCCCCUCCCACCCUCCGUCGGGCGCGCCCCCGGCCGCCCCUCCCCCGCCGCCACCCGGAGCCCCCACGGGCUACCUGGCUCACCCGUCGCCGACGCAUGCCGUGGACGGGGCGCCCUCGGCCAGGAAGUCCACCAUGCCGGGGAUGAUCCCGAUAAGCGACGCACGCUCCGACCUGCUGGCAGCCAUACGUAGAGGCAUCCAGCUGAGGAAGGUGCAGGAGCAGAGGGAGCAGGAGGCGAAGAGGGAGCCCGUCGGCAACGACGUGGCCACCAUCCUGUCGCGCCGCAUCGCCGUGGAAUACAGCGAGUCCGACGACGACUCCGAGCUCGACGAGAACGAGUGGUCCGACUAAGCGUUUAGUCUAAAGAGUGAGACGAGGGUGGGUGGGUGUUUGACAGAGGUGGAAACAUUGAGAUGGAAAUGAAGGGGUUCGGAUUAAUGUUUAGCAUUAACAAUUUCACAGAAAGAAUAAUCAGUAAAAUUCAUACAUUAACGAAGCCUCUGUGAACAUCGAGCGCUUCAACAGCAACAGGUUGGCGACUCACUCGCACCAUUUCAGCCCCCGCCCGCUCAUCUUUAACCACUUAACACUCGGCUGUGAAAAACAAAACCUCUCCCUUCCUUCAUAUUUGCUAAUUAUUAGCAACGCUACAUGUGGAGAGCCUGUAACAACUGUAGUCAGGUGGACCCCCAGUGAGUACGGGGGGGUAAUGUGUUUACAAAGCACAUGGUAUAGCACAAGAACAACUCAUUAUACUGCAAUCUUAACUUAUCUGCCAAAUGUUUGAGAAAGAAUUUAUAAGAACAAUCAGGGAAUACAAAAUAUAAAGGAUGACUCCGUCGGGCCGUGCCUGUUUACGAAACAUGUGCACUCCGCUUAAGAGCCUACACUGUCAUUUUGGGAGUUUGGUCAUUUUAGUAACCAAAGUGAGACAAUAGAUUCAGCAUCAAAAUCAUCUCUGUGUUGUGAACUUCGGGCUCGUGUGCAGUGCUGAUGGUUGAUUAGCAUAUAGCUUAGCAUAAUUCCCUAGCGUGAUCGUAAUGUUCUGCAGGGUGUAUCGUUAAACGAUACUUUAAAUCAGGAAUAAAAACUUUGGAGCUACUUAACGUUUUGUAAGCGGGCCUCUUGCUUGAGUUGUAGCUUAAACAGGAAUUGAAUACAAACUGCUCUGUGAAAAUGUGCUGAAGUUCAUAACGACUGGACAAGCACCAGGUGAAAGAAUCCACAGAAGUCAGAGGGCCAAACUCCCAGAAAGUCAGUGCAGUCCUUAAACUCUCUCACUUUGUGACGAGCAGUGUUGUGCAAUAGAUGAAACUGUGACGAAAGACGCCACCCGCCCAUGUUUACGCUGGUUUGGGAAAACAAGCGCCACUAGCUUUGUUGAAUCAUCAUUUUUAUUUUUGCUCUUUUUGUAGUCGUUCAUGACAUGAAGCCUGACAUUUCAUUGACUGUGUGCCGUGUGGUAUUGGUCUUAAAUAAAUGCUUCAGCUCUUAAACACACACCGGAGCUGCAAUCACACAAGCUUGUCAUCCUACCGCUGUCCGUUGGAGGCUUUGUGAACGCAGCCCCGCGGACUAUAAAUGCAUAUGUGUAAGAGACCUGCAACAGUAAUCUCCAGUAUAUUCUCUCUCUCUUUUCAGUAUAGGUUUGGCUAAUCCUCGCUAUGAGCUGGUUGGACUGUAGUGUUUUUAUAAUGUGGGUUUUUUUCUUUUUUUUAAAUUGUGCUGCGGUGAGUUGUUGACUUUGGUUUAUUUUUAGGGUUUUCUACUCAAAGCCAGGAUCGAGGUACCAGAUAAAGUCAGAGACGCCAGUUAAAGGAUAGUUCAAAUCUCGAGCCAAAGCACCGUCUCAAUAUCCCGUAAAAAGCAGGAUUCAAGCAGCAUUCAAUGCUAGAUUUUGCCUCUCUUAAUACUAAAUAUAUAGAUAUAUAUAUAUAUAUAUAUAUUCAUUUCCUGUUAUGAUGCCGCUCACAUGCGCUGCAACAGGAAAUAAACUGGGACACGUUUGGAACGUUUACAACUGUCGGUGCCACAAAUUGGCAGUAAAGCAUUCUGGGAAGUGUAGUGCUCCUAUAUUUGGUAGCACCACCUCUUUUUUUUUUUACGUGAAAGACAUUCACCGAUACAUAGAGUAUUUAUCCUUUUAUGUUAAUCUCCUUGUGAAGACGAUCUUAGACGAUUUUAAAAUUGCUUUAAUUGAAUAUUUAGCACUUAAUAAAAACAGCAAUUAGACUACAUUUGAAUGUGUAGCCUGCUUCACAUAAAGAAAUGCUGUUAAAGCAGGUGUUAUGUAACCAUGAUGUCUGUAAGAGCAUCACAUUUUCCAACCAAGUUUGGCCUAUUUUUAACUUUUGAUCUUUAAAUCACCAAAACGAACGAGCGUAUCGGUUUAUGACAGAAAACAUUACGAUUUUGAAAGAGAUGUGGCUCCAAAGUAGUUAUUUUGUUGUAUAUAAAAACCACACAAUGAGGAGACGGCUCACUCUGUUGAAGAACACACAUUUACAACUGGAAAACAGACCGGACGAUGGAGGGAUGGUUGGUAUCGCAUUUAUGGACUUUAUUGAAGCAAAAAAGCACUUAGACACAGGACAGAUUCACCAAGGAACACAAAUAUCUAAGAGACCUAGAUACACGAGUCUCCGUGAGUCCUAGAAUAAGAAGAUGCUGGUAAAACACUGAUUACCAAUCAUUCUCAACUACCAAAUCUGGGAGACAAAGUACAUCAAAGUCUCGUGUCUCUGAGCGGAGGCUCAAGAAGCCGAUAUUUCAAAUCAACCUCGUGUUUCUGUGGCUACUGGCUUGUGAGAAAACUUCAUUACGUGUUGAAAAUGUGAGAAAUGAAUCAUGUUGUAUAGACUUUUGGCGAGGCAGCCUGUGAAGUAAAAAUACAUUUUGGGGUAAUAUAACAUAGACAAUGGAACAAAAAUAAAACUGUGUUGCACACUAAAACAAACUGUAAGCGAGUAUGCAUGUAACUAUAGACAAUAAAUGGUGAACAAAAGUGA
Anarrhichthys ocellatus (wolf-eel) is the source of this 4580-nucleotide messenger RNA. RefSeq names its product wiskott-Aldrich syndrome protein family member 3. Gene Ontology annotation, cellular component: SCAR complex; cytoskeleton. The coding region runs from base 274 to 1923 and encodes 549 amino acids. Gene Ontology annotation, biological process: actin cytoskeleton organization; positive regulation of Arp2/3 complex-mediated actin nucleation. Gene Ontology annotation, molecular function: actin binding; protein kinase A regulatory subunit binding; Arp2/3 complex binding. The transcript is spliced from 11 exons. The record is from RefSeq and is a predicted model, not a curated record. NCBI's taxonomy places the organism in Eukaryota, Metazoa, Chordata, Actinopteri, Perciformes, Anarhichadidae.